Messenger RNA from Chenopodium quinoa (quinoa), 1153 nucleotides. Its product is annotated as protein SODIUM POTASSIUM ROOT DEFECTIVE 1-like. Gene Ontology annotation, molecular function: metal ion binding. NCBI's taxonomy places the organism in Eukaryota, Viridiplantae, Streptophyta, Magnoliopsida, Caryophyllales, Amaranthaceae. The transcript is spliced from 2 exons. The coding region runs from base 109 to 495 and encodes 128 amino acids. The record is from RefSeq and is a predicted model, not a curated record.
GGCAUUUUGAAAUACACCAUUUGGUUUGGAAAAUCGCGGUUAAUUUGUAAGGAUUAGUAUAAUUACAAGUGUGUAACAUAAAGUCUUAAGCUAGUUAAUUCAAUUGAAAUGGCAGAUUUACAAAUUGUUCCGGCUUACAAGAGUGUUGAGCCUCAAUAUGUGGAGAUGAAGGUUCCUCUAUAUUCUUUUGGCUGUGAAAGGAAAGUGAAGAAGGCUUUGAGUAAUUUAAGAGGAAUAUACUCAGUAAAUGUUGAUUAUGAGCAACAGAAGGUGACAGUAUGGGGAAUAUGCAACAAAUAUGAUGUGCUAGCAACUAUCAAGAAUAAGAGAAAAGAUGCUCAGUUUUGGAAUCCUGAAGACAACAUUAAAUUGGAAGAAACUGAGGAUAAUUACAGGAUUAGUAGUAAUAUUAAUAGUAAUGCCAUUUUAACUAAAGCCAAGUCUUUUAGUUAUAGAGCUUUGAGAAAAGUAUUUAACAGAUCUCAAUCUUUCUAAACAAUGAUAGGUAUUGUAUUUAGAUAGAUUGAGCAAUUUGAUUGAUCAUUUCCUUCGAAAAUUUAUGAACUGUAUUUCUCAAUCUCUUGCCACUAUCUAAAUUUCACCUCACCUGUUAUGGAUUUAUGACAUUAACAUCUAUACUGUGGUAUGUAAAUAAAUAAUGUAGAGCCAAAAAUUUAUCUCAUGUCAGAAAAAAUGUAAUAUUCUUGUUUGCAAUAGAAUUACUUUUUUUUUUUUCCUUUAAUUUAUUGGUAAAUUUUACUAUCAAUGUCUCACAUGUCUUGAAUUGACUCAAAUUGGGUUAGGACUUAAGGACAAAUGCGACUUAUUCGUUUACCAUUUGGAUAUCAACCUUGUGUACAAGAAUAAAGUAUUAUGGGAGGUUAAAAAUUAACCCCUAAUGAGAGUGAAGAAUAGCUCAAAUAGUUAGAGUUUCUUUUCCGGUUCUAGGUGAUCAUCAGAUCAAUUCUCAUUACUCGCCCUUGUGGCUCUCUUAACACCAAAAAAAAAUUAAAAAAUAACCCCUAAUAAGUAAGUUAGAAGUAGCCAUACAAGAUUUAUUUGAGCAUAAAGACGUGACAAUAACCCAAAUCACAUACCCAAUAUUCAUUCUUCAAUGUCGCUAAAGUCAGUAAACAGAUUAAACCAUACAUCC